Molecule: messenger RNA, 1731 nt
Organism: Lachancea nothofagi CBS 11611
Lineage: Eukaryota; Fungi; Ascomycota; Saccharomycetes; Saccharomycetales; Saccharomycetaceae
Source: the annotation of a GenBank genome assembly
AUGAGACGGAUGUCAGAUUACCAACCAUUGAGAGAGGAAAGGGCGUUCCUCCAAAAAAAAAGCAAGCGGGUCUUGCCCGCAUUGGUCGUUGCGAUUGGUGCGAUUAUAGGGUUAGCUUCGCUCACGGUCUACAAAUUUAGUUACACAGGGGAUAAAAAGGAUAUUUGCACAGAGUGUGGCAUAUAUGGGCCCUUGAAACCCGCUUUCACAAACUCGCUGGACGAAAUUAUGUAUGAUUCGGAAUACAAACGAGGCGUCAUCGAUAAACUCGCAGGAGCGAUCCAAAUUCCGACAGAAAUAUUUGAUGAUACACCUAAACCUUCUCCAGACUUGGCUGUUUGGAAGAACUUCCAAAAUCUGCAUAUUUACCUCGAAGAGCAAUUUCCUUUACUUUACAAGACUUUAGACGUCGAAAAUGCGGGAGGAUACGGACUUCUCUAUACCUGGAAAGGCUCAAACUCUAGUCUCAAACCAUUGGUAUUGAUGGCGCAUCAAGACGUUGUACCCGUUGACCCCAAUACAGUCGGCUCCUGGACUCACCCACCAUUCAGCGGCUUUUAUAAUGAUACCGAGGAUUUAAUAUAUGGGCGCGGUACUGCUGACAUCAAAGAUAUGGUAAUAUCUCAUCUGGAGGCAAGUGAAAAAUUAAUCAAGGAUGGGUUCAAGCCAAAGCGAACGAUUUUGAUUUCGCUAGGAUGCGAUGAGGAGGCUUCGGGAGCAUGCGCCACCGACCUUGCAAAGCAUAUCGAGAAAAGGUAUGGGCGUGACAGCAUUUAUGCUAUUUUAGACGAGGGUGGGGGCGUGGUGGAAAGAAACGGAUCCUUUUUUGCCGUGCCAGUAACUGCGGAGAAGGGUUACCUAGAUGCUGAAAUUACUUUGUUCGCGCCUGGAGGUCAUUCCUCGGUACCUCCAGAUCAUACAUCUAUCGGUAUUCUAAGCAAGUUGAUGGCUUCUUUGGAGAAUGACACUUACCAAAUUUUGGUCAAUGAGACGAACCCCGCUUUCGAUACCCUUAAGUGCUUUACAAAGUUUGGCGCAAUCCAAGACAAGAAUAUCGAAAAGCACUUGAUUGAGGGCUCCAUAGAAAAGCUCGAAGCAACGCUAGAUUACAAACCAGAGUUUAAGUACUUGUUCAAGACUUCUCAAGCCCUAGAUGUUAUAUCCGGAGGCGUCAAGGCCAAUGCGCUUCCCGAAUCUGCAACAGUACUUGUUAACAAUAGGAUUGCGCUACACUCUUCAGUCAAUGAGACUUUAGAACAUAUCUUGUUACAUGUUCGAGACACGGCCAAUAGAUUUGAUCUUGGCAUAAAGGUUCUCAGUGGACGUGACGCCACAGAAGACAACUCAGUGUCACUAAAGCCAGAUACCGUCAACGGCCGCAUUGUCAUAAAAUUACUUGACCCAUUAGAGCCUGCCCCUAUCUCUCCAACAAUUGGCAGCGAGGUCUGGAACAUUAUUGCUGGUACUACUGUGAGCAUGUACAAGGAGAAGGCAUUUGGAGGAAAAGAAGCUAACGUCUACGUCACUCCUGCCCUGAGCACAGGAAACACUGACACAAAAUCUUAUUGGAACUUGACCAAAAAAAUCUAUCGAUACAGCGGAGGUUUGCUGAUCGAUGGCACCAAUGAACAUACAGUCGACGAAAAGAAUUCAGGUAGAUCCUUAAUCUCGAGCGUGGCUUUCAUGUACCAGUACAUUUCGAAUGUAGACUUCUACAGUACCGAGUCAUAA